GGCCCCACUCCACCCCACCUGUCUCUGUUCUCUCUCUACUUUCUCUGUCAUCACUCAACUCGUUCACUUUCUCACUGGCUUCCUCCUCCCUUUUAUAUCCGUCACUCCCCUUCUCCACCUUCAGUUCCUCAGCCCAGCACAAAGAGGAACUCCAUUACCGCUGCCAUUUGGUCACUGCUGCGUGAUUGAGGAGGAGAGGAAAUGGCUUCUGCGCCGGACACGAGCAAGAGCUUCAAGCUAGAGCGCCACGGUGGCUACCUCCUCCGCCGAAUUAACAGUACCAAGGUCAUCGCCGCCUCCUCCCACCUCCUUUUCCGCGCCUCCAUCCUCGCCACCGUAGUGCUCAUCCUCCUCUUUACGCUCCACUACCCUCCGCUCCUCCUCUCCCACUCCGGUGCCGCCGCCUCCUCCGUUGCUCACUCUAACCACCGAAGCCUUCUCUCCUCCGCUGUCACCUAUGGCGGCGCCGCGUGGGAGCGGGAGGUGCGCCGAUCUGCCACCCCGCGCAGCCCCUCUGGUCUCACCGUCCUCGUAACCGGCGCCGCGGGCUUCGUCGGCACCCACUGCUCGCUCGCGUUGAAGAAGCGCGGUGACGGCGUGGUCGGGCUUGACAACUUCAACUCGUACUACGACCCCUCGCUCAAGCGCGCCCGCCAGUCCCUCCUCUCUCGCCAUGGCGUCCUGGUGCUGGACGCCGACAUCAACGACACCCCGCUCCUCACCAAGCUCUUCGACGUCGUGCCCUUUUCCCACGUCCUCCACCUCGCCGCCCAGGCCGGCGUCCGCUACGCCAUGCGCAAUCCCCAGUCGUACGUGGCCUCCAACGUCGCCGGACUAGUCGCCCUCUUCGAGAUCGCCGCCAAGCACGCCGAUCCCCAGCCCGCCGUCGUCUGGGCUUCCUCUUCCUCCGUCUACGGCCUCAACACCGCCACCCCCUUCUCCGAGCUCCACCGCACUGACCGGCCUGCGUCGCUCUACGCCGCGACAAAGAAAGCCGGCGAGGCCAUCGCGCACACUUACAACCACAUCUAUGGCCUCUCCAUCACCGGCCUCCGCUUCUUCACCGUCUAUGGGCCGUGGGGCCGCCCCGAUAUGGCCUACUUCUCCUUCACCAACGACAUCAUCUCCGGCAAGCCCAUCACCCUCUUCCGCAUGCAGGACGGCACCGCCGUCCAGCGCGACUUCACCUACAUCGACGACGUCGUCAAGGGCUGCCUCGGCGCGCUCGACACUGCGAAGCCGAGCACCGGCAGCGGCAGCAAGAAGCGGGGUCCCGCGCAGCUGCGGGUCUACAACCUCGGCAAUACGUCGCCGGUGCCUGUGGCAAAGAUGGUAGGGAUCCUGGAGGAGCUGCUGGGGAAGAAGGCGAAGAAGAACGUGGUGACGCUGCCGCAGAACGGCGACGUGCCCUACACGCAUGCCAACGUGAGCUUGGCCGAGAAAGACUUCGGCUACCGGCCGACGACCGAUCUCGCGACCGGGCUAAAGAAGUUUGUGAAGUGGUAUGUGGAAUACUACGGAGUAAAGACGGGUAAUAAUGUCCACAGCAAGAUGAAGAAGAUGGAGGAAAAGGAGGCCGAGGAAGAGGCGUCGGCCUGAGGAGGGAUUGCCAACUGUACCUUCUAUUUGCUGUUUCCCAAUUAUACAUUUGUUCUCAUUUAUGAUUACUAUCAACAGCAGUCAGAUCAGCAAUGGUAAUAAAAGAAGAAGAAGAAGCUGAUGAUGAUGACUGGAAACCGAAGCAGAAGGAACUGCGGAAAGGAAGAAAGAGAGCUAAGAGACGCCAAGACUGAAGAAGAAUGAUGUCAUGGUUCCUCUUUAUCUUUUUCUUUCCAAGUACUUCUGUAAUUGUGAAGAUCGCUUGGAUUUUGCUGUGGGAUGUAAAUCCAAACACAGACUUUAAAUUGUAAUCAAUGCGUCCAUAUUUGUGUGUGUG
This is a messenger RNA of Musa acuminata AAA Group (dessert banana), 1936 nucleotides long. RefSeq names its product UDP-glucuronate 4-epimerase 6-like. The record is from RefSeq and is a predicted model, not a curated record. Lineage: Eukaryota; Viridiplantae; Streptophyta; Magnoliopsida; Zingiberales; Musaceae. The transcript has a single exon. The coding region runs from base 202 to 1599 and encodes 465 amino acids.